Pectinophora gossypiella (pink bollworm) is the source of this 2521-nucleotide messenger RNA. RefSeq lists its product as uncharacterized. The transcript is spliced from 2 exons. The record is from RefSeq and is a predicted model, not a curated record. NCBI's taxonomy places the organism in Eukaryota, Metazoa, Arthropoda, Insecta, Lepidoptera, Gelechiidae. Bases 226 to 1443 code for a protein of 405 amino acids.
GUCAUAGCCCACUUACACGACUCUGCUCCAUCACCGCUCCCACCCAACACCGCCCUAAACUAAGACGACUGCUCGCAGUCGACGCGUCGGCAGCUAGCAGGCACCCAGCAGUCCACGCGGCGACAACUAGCAGACAGCCAGCUGUCCACCCGCCGACCGCUUUCGCUUCUCGCGAUAAACACAGUUCGCGAUCGGUUUCCAUUGAAGCAACACGUAUUUUUUACUAUGUCCCGAUUUACAACCCGCGAGCUAGCAAUUAUUGCUAUUGCACUUGAGGAUGAAGAGAGAAGCGCAAGAAAUAACAGUCGAAGAUUUUGGGUACAUAAAAUGCUGAAAGCAAGGCGUGCAGAAGGAGAAUUUUGGCAGAUCCAGAGACACCUAUUAGAUGACGAAGAAAAGUUCUACAUUUACUUUCAUAUGAAUCGGUAUUUAUUUGACUACAUAUUAUCAUUUAUUGAAAAAGACAUAACAAAGAAGAAUACGAAAUUCAGACAAGCCAUAACACCAAUAGAAAAAAUUGCCGUCACGUUAAGAUACAUGAUCACGGGAAGUUCGGCAAGGACGUUGAGUUCAAGCUUUAGAUUAGGCGAAUCAACAAUCCGAUCAAUUAUACAAGAAGUAUGUAACGCAAUCAUAAACAAAUUAAUGGGAAUUUUCAUUCCAACACCAAUUGAAGAGCGGUGGAAAAGUAUAGCUGAAGGAUUUCAAGACAGAUGGAAUUUUCCAAAUUGCAUCGGCGCUAUAGAUGGGAAGCAUGUCAACAUCAUAGCACCUGCUAAUAGUGGUUCGCUGUAUUUUAAUUAUAAAAAACACUUUUCUGUUGUACUAAUGGCUGUGGUUGAUGAUAAAUAUAGAUUUAUAAUAGUUGAUAUAGGUGCUUUUGGUAGAAAUAGUGACGGUGGAAUAUUUGCAUCUUCGAAAUUAGCGAGACGUCUUGAAAGUAAUUCAUUACAUAUUCCAAACGAUAAACCACUACCUGGAAGUAACAGAGAUAUACCACAUGUUUUCAUAGGAGAUGAGGCGUUUCCUCUAAUGAAAAAUUUAAUGAGGCCAUACCCUCGUUGUCGUGGCUUAUCUGAAGCACAAACUACAUUCAAUGAACGUUUAUCACGAGCACGCAAAGUUGUGGAAGAUGCGUUUGGAAUAUUGUACCAGAAAUUUGGCAUUUAUAACAAAAGUAUUAAUAUGAACCCGAUACACGUUGACACAUUGAUACUAGCGACAUGUAUUUUACAUAAUAUUAUGCGAAGUUAUGAAAUAGAGUAUCUAAAUCAACAUGAGAUGCAGCAACCAAUACACCGCAACGAGAAUGGUUUCCUGCAACCUAUCCUACUAGAAAACGGAAUGAACAGUGCAGAAAAUGCUUUUAAUAUUCGAGACUUGUUUUCAUCUUACUUUCAAUCUCCUGAAGGGCAAGUUCCAUGGCUGCAUCAAAAUAUUUAAUAACGAGGCAAAAAUUGUUAGCAAUUUUUAUCCUACAUUUUAAAAAUAUAUUUUGUUUUAUGAAAAAUAAAUAACUUAUAGACUUCAACAAAAAGUUAUUAUUUCAACAUGUAGGUACUUUAGUUUUAUCAAUUCUUCUGGAGUUAGAAGCGGACAGACGGACUGAGAGAGACAGACAGAUAAGUAAGUAUUUCGAAAUCAAAAUUUUCGGUAUCAUAAUUUUAAGGUUAUGGAGUGAAAAUGUUUUUUAAAAAAUCAACCAUAAAACAAAUACUUUUUUAAUAUAGUGCAGAUUGUACGUAGAUAGGUACAUACCUGUUGAAGACAACGUUCUAGCAAUGGAUUUCCAUGUUUGAUCCCUUUUGACAGAAUCUGCGUAUUUUGCGUCACUGGCAUCAUACAGAUAGGGGUAUCUUCGCACUUCUUCUAUAAGUUUUUCUUUGUUCAUAAUGGAUAAGUUCAAUAUUUACGAAAACACUUUGAAAGAGAUCGAGCGUGCGAUUUGCUUGGUGAAUACUGGCCGACUGAGCCACGACACGACUGAGCGGCGACGGCGCCGGCGGGCAGCGCGGGCGACGACUGCUAGCAGUAAGCGCGCGGACACCGCGCUGACCGCUCGUUUACAAUGUGCGGCCAGCGAUGCCUCGACUAUCGAGCAGUCUGACGGCGGUAAGCUCGUUGACAGCGAGCUGUCUGCUAAUUUACGAUGCCAAUGUAAAAUAUAUCUAAAGAACAAUAUUUAAAGCCCAUAUUUGAAUUAUAUUCUUUUUGCCGGGUGGGAGUAGAGUCGUGUAAAUGGGCUAUGACCUUUGAGCGGCUGCGAGUUCGGAGGUGGAGAGCGGCGCGCGCCGCUCCUCCACCUUCGGCCGCACCAUCGCCGCGCGCCACAACCUCCUCUUGACGUCGGCGAUGGCGCGGUCCCGAAGUCGCUCCACCAAUGGCGGGACGGGUAUACAGCCUAACGUCUUCUCCGACACUUCGACGCCGACUUCAAUUCUAAAAAAUAAAAAAGGCUUAAUUAAUCAACAAUUAUAAUAAAUAUAUGAACCAACUGUCCUGAAAAGUAUUUAGAUUAUUG